Daldinia caldariorum is the source of this 2955-nucleotide messenger RNA. Its product is annotated as Piwi-domain-containing protein. Bases 1 to 2955 code for a protein of 984 amino acids. NCBI's taxonomy places the organism in Eukaryota, Fungi, Ascomycota, Sordariomycetes, Xylariales, Hypoxylaceae. The record is from RefSeq and is a predicted model, not a curated record. Gene Ontology annotation, molecular function: RNA binding; protein binding. The transcript has 3 exons.
AUGUCCCAUCGAAAUGGAGGUCAAGGCUGGCAGCCAUUUCGUGGCCGUGGUCAAAGUCGAGGCCGAAGCCAAAGUAGGGGCCAGAGUAGGGGUAGGGGGCAAAGUGAAAAUGCCCAUCAAGACCAAGGCCAUACGUCUACCUCGCAAGAUGACACAGCAAAGGAGGAUGCGAUUAUUUCUAACCUCGACGACAGCAUUCAAGAUGUCGUCCCCCGGAGGCCGGCGUAUGGGAAGCAAGGACAAGACGUUUUCCUUAAGGCUAACUAUUUCGAACUUGACGUAGCUAAAAAUAGUAACCUUCACUUUCACCAUAUAUCAUUUCUGGAUAAGGCCAGGGAGCCUACAGGGAUAAAGCUAGCUCGCGUCGUCAAGUUGCUUAUUGGAGAUCAACUUAGGAGACCAUUUGACGUAGUUACCGAUUUUGCCAAGACAAUAAUCUCGUAUGAAAAGCUUCCGGAGGGGUCAUUUACCGUACCGUACUACGAUGAGGAUAGCACCCAGGCAGGGGAGCAUAAUACGGUGAAUUAUAUCGUGAAGAUCGAACACGAAGAGACAUUAUCGACCGAGGAUCUCGUGGAAUACUUGAGAGAUCCUAGAAGACCGGUAGCAAAGGAGAGCCUGGCAAGGAUUGUACAGGCUCUUAAUAUAUUCAUCAACUAUUACCCCCAGGACUCCGAAGGUUACGCUACCAUUGGGUCAAGCAGAUCAUUUCCAUUGACUCAGGAGGACGUGACAUCUCUCCAACUCGGCUGCGUCGCUAGAAAGGGGUUUUACUCUAGCAUCCAACCAGCUACUUCAAGGAUCCUCAUCAACAUAAAUGUCACCCAUGGUAUAUUUCACAAGAGGGAAGGCUUAUCUGAAAUAAUAUCUGGAUUCAUUGCGAAGUCGGGCAAGAGCCUUGCUUGUCUUCGAAAAUUAGCGGCGUCCCUUAAAGGAAUCAGAAUAGAGUAUAGUUAUCUUAAAGAUAAAGCAGGUAAAAGUAUUCGCCGGGCGAAAACCAUCUUUGACCUUGCAUCGCAGAAGGAUGGCGCGGCAGAUACAGAUGUGACAGGAAGCCAGAAACGGCCGGAGGUGUCUAGAUAUGGUGCCAGAGCAGACGAAGUCAAGUUCUGGUAUGAGAGCGAUUAUAUUACAGUCUCCGAGUUCUUCAAGAAAGUUCACGGGGUGGAUGUGGAGAAGGACUUACCAUUGAUCAACGUUGGGUCUCGCAUUCACCCAACAUACCUUCCAUCGGAGCUCUGUCAAGUGUUACCUGACCAGAGAGCAAAACUACCGCGAUACGACAGAGAUAUGAUUUCUGACAUACCAAUACACAAACCUUGGGAUAAUGCAAGGUACAUUGAAAACCACGGCUUGGAUACGAUCGGGUUCUCAAGUAAAGGAGAGUAUAACAAGGCAAGACUGAAUAAAUUUGGCCUGUCGGUUAGCAACACAUGUUUGAACACUGUCAGAGGGCGGAAGAUGCCUGUUCCCCAGAUAAUGUACUGGUUCGGAAGCGCGAUAUCACAACCCACCUGGAAUCUGAGAGGUAUAAAGCUCGGACCUAAAGUGGGCGCUGACAAGACUUGGAUGUGCGUAGCUAUAAAUCCCAAAGCUGGCGAUUUGAAGCGACUCGAUGAUACCGUAAAUGACCUCGCGUCUAAAUUAAACGGAAACGGCGUAUUCGUCCAAUCUAAUGGGGUGCAAGUAGUGGCAAUCGCGAGCAAUGGGAUCGAGAACCUCAGAAGCCAACUCGCACGUGGACUUAAAGACAGGGCCCAGAGACUCGACUUCGUGCUCGUAGUCUUGCCGACAAAAUAUCAGGCUGCUUAUAAUUGCGUCAAAAGACUUGGAGACUUGGACUAUGGCGUGCCGACCAUCUGCAUUCUCCGCGAUACUCUUUUCCCCGAACGUCCUCCUCCUCCUCCUCCUCCCAUGGAUCAGCCUUCCGGGUACGGCUCUACAGACCAGCCUCAAAAGCCACCCCCAAACCCUCUCGGAAACCUUGUCGGGAACCUUGCUCUAAAGCUCAACUUGAAGUUCUAUAACAAUAAUCAAGCCGUCCAUCUGGGGACUCUAGGUUCGACCUUGAACAUGAAAGAAACGAUGAUCGUAGGGAUCGACGUCACUCACUCGCCGAACCCAAACCAGCCGAGCAUUGCGGGGAUGGUCGCCAGCGUCGACGAGCACCUCGGGCAGUGGCCCGCCGUCUUGCGACACCAGGACUCGCCGCGCAUCGAGAUGGUCACGCACCUGCAGGAGAUGCUCGAGACGCGACUGGAGCUCUGGAGGGAGGCACGGCGCAACCAGGAGCAGAAGCAGCAUCGGCAGAAGAAGCAGAAGCAGCAACAUCCGCAGUGCCGGCUGCCGAAGAACAUCAUCGUUUAUCGCGACGGCGUCUCCGAGGGCCAGUACAAGCUCGUACUGGAGAAAGAACUGCCUAAGCUGAAAGACGCGUGUAAGAAGUUGUACGAGAAGGAUAUGCCCAAGAUCACGGUCGUGAUCGUCGGCAAGCGCCACCACACGCGGUUCUACGCUAAGGAAGAUAGCAGCAACCCGGCCCCGGGGACCGUCGUCGACCGCGGGAUCACGCAGGCCGUGCGCUGGGACUUCUUCCUGCAGGCGCACCGGGCGAUCGUCGGGACCGCUCGGCCGACGCACUACUUCGUCGUGCACGACGAGAUAUUCCGGGAGAAAUUCCAGGGUAGCUCGGCCGACGCGCUGGAGACGCUCACUCAUUGUUUGUGCUACGUGUUCGGCCGGUCGACGGGUGCCGUGGGGGUCUGCACGCCGGCUUACUAUGCGGAUCUGGUGUGCAAUCGCGCCCGCUGCUACGUCGCUGCCGACGCUACGUUUUCUCGAGCUCCGCCUCCGCCUCCUAUAACUGGCUCGGCGGUGAAGCCGCAGUCACCACCUCUGGGGAGCCAGGGGAUUCGUUUACAUCGGAAUAUGGAGAAUAGUAUGUUUUACAUUUGA